GUACAGGUGUCUUGUACAGCGCAAUGGCUACUACAACUCACGGAUCCUAUACGGGAUCUUCACAGAUUCACUCGUUUGAUGGCCUCUUGUUUGACUUUGACGGGACAAUAAUCGAUUCUACGGAUGCUAUUGUCAAGCAUUGGCAAGAGCUAGGCAAAGAAUUGGGCGUAGACCCGGAAGCCAUCCUUGCUACUUCCCAUGGAAGGAGAAGCAUUGACACUCUGGCUCUUUACGAUAAGACCAAAGCCAAUUGGAAGUAUGUCAGCGCGAUUGAAGGGGCUCUGCCACGAAAGUACGGCAAGGAUGCUACCGAAUUACCUGGAGCACGAGAUCUUCUCAAUCAACUAGUUGAAGCCAAUGCUCCGUGGGCAGUCGUCACCUCAGGAACUCGAGCAUUAGUUACCGGCUGGCUCGAAGUUCUCAAACUAGGCCACCCAAAACAUCUUGUCGUGGCCGAGGAUGUAGAACAAGGUAAACCCGACCCGCAAUGCUACCAACUCGGCCGUUCGAAACUCAGCGAGGAUGUGGGCUUUCCAUCAGACUCGACCAACAUGCUGGUCGUCGAGGAUGCUCCGUCUGGCAUCAAGGCUGGCAAAGCCGCUGGGUUCAAGGUCCUUGCUCUUGAGACAACACAUACUAUCCAGCAACUCAAGGAUGCGGGAGCGGAUUGGAUUGUGAAGGACUUGAGAAGUGUGCAAUUCAAGUCGUGGAGUCAGCGGGGUAAGGUGGAAAUUGAAGUCAGGGACACGCUCCAGUCAUGAUGGCGAGCGCAUGUGGGAGGAAUGGCAAUCAAGUGGUCCAUGACUCCGCUGAAAUAAAAAAGAAUGACAAGUUGUUUGUUUUGCGUCGAGGUUGGCAUGUCUGCAAAUAGAUUAGAACGAUACAUACAUGUAAGAAAUAUGACAAAGACGAUGUGGUACGUGACCUUAGGUCGUGGGCAACCGGUUCAUUAAGAUCCAGUACCUACCUAGACAGGUACUAGGCAUCAUCACACGUAGAUUGAUGUGCGUAGUACUUGGUGGCAUCCAUGGAUACGCUACGACACGCCUCAAGCCCAGCAACAAACAGCGAACGUGCAGAGAU
Messenger RNA from Talaromyces stipitatus ATCC 10500, 1083 nucleotides. Its product is annotated as glycerol-3-phosphate phosphatase (GppA), putative. Gene Ontology annotation, molecular function: beta-phosphoglucomutase activity; sugar-phosphatase activity. NCBI's taxonomy places the organism in Eukaryota, Fungi, Ascomycota, Eurotiomycetes, Eurotiales, Trichocomaceae. Bases 24 to 761 code for a protein of 245 amino acids. The record is from RefSeq and is a predicted model, not a curated record. The transcript is spliced from 4 exons.